Peniophora sp. CBMAI 1063 is the source of this 1704-nucleotide messenger RNA. NCBI's taxonomy places the organism in Eukaryota, Fungi, Basidiomycota, Agaricomycetes, Russulales, Peniophoraceae. The record is from the annotation of a GenBank genome assembly.
AUGGCUCCUGUGAUCUACACGUCCCCGCACCCGAGGCAAGAGCUGCCAUCAACCUCGCUCUUCACUUUCCUCUUCUCUGGCAACCAUGACCCCGCCAGUCCGGCCUACAUCGACGUCUUGACCAAGCGCGUACUCUCGCGCGCGGAUGUGCGCUCUAUGGCUCUGCAGGUCGGAUACAGUGCGCGCAACCAGUUGAAGCUCAAGAAGGGCGAAGUCGCGCUUGUGUUCUCGCCGAACUCCAUUGCAUGGCCUGUUGUCUUACUUGGCAUUGUUGCUGCUGGCGGUAUUGCCACACUCGCAAACGCGAGCUACACACCGCCUGAGCUCGCGCACCAGUAUAAGGACAGCGGCGCGCGGCUUCUCUUCGUGCACCCGGCGUUGCUGCCGGUUGCGCAGAAGAUGUUCGAGAGUAUCGGAGUCAGCAAGAAGGACGCGGAGGCGCGGAUGGUCCUCAUGGACCUCGACAGCACUGGCGCAAACGGCAUCCGGGGUUUGAAGAGCCUGAUCACUGGGAAGGCACUCAGCCAGGAAGAACCGUUCGACGGCAAGCGCUCGCAUGAGACGGCUGUUGUCUGCUACUCGUCUGGGACGACUGGCCGUCCGAAGGGUGUCGAGACGACGCACCGGAACCUGUCGAGUGACAUCUCCUUGCUCAACGCGGUUAGCGACUGGGGCAAGCACGACACCUUCAUUGGCGUCCUCCCCUUCUUCCACGUAUACGGCCUCGUCAUGCUUGUACUCAACCCGCUGCUCCUCGGCGCAGCCGUCGCCGUCGUACCGCAAUUCGUACCAGAUGUCUUCUUCCGUGCUCUCGAGGAGUAUCGCAUCACGCGUGCCAUGAUUGUCCCGCCCAUCGCGCUCGCCUUCGUGCAUCACCCGGCAGCAGCAAAGCACGACUUGCGUACACUCAAAACGAUCGUCUCCGGCGCAGCGCCUUUGAGCGGCGAACUCAUCUCCAUUCUCGACAAGCGCCUCAAAAGCCUUGGCACCGACGUGACUAUCACACAGGGCUUUGGGAUGACGGAACUUAGCCCCGUUAGCCACUUUGUGUGCUUCCCCGACGCGCGCCGUGGAAAAGCCACGACCAUUGGCCAGCUACUUCCUAACCUUGAGGCGCGUCUCAUCGCAAGUGACGAGCGCAACAUCGUCGACGCGAAGGUCGGCGAGCCAGGCGAGCUUUGGGUUCGCGGCCCGAUCGUCAUGAAGCGGUACUUGAAGAACGAGAAGGCGACGAAGGAUACGAUGACGAAGGACGGAUGGCUCAAGACGGGUGACGUUGCCAUCAUCGACAAGGAGGGCUUCUUCAGCAUCGUUGACAGGAAGAAGGAGCUCAUCAAGUACAAGGGCUUCCAAGUAUCGCCCGCUGAACUCGAAGAUCUUCUUCUCGGCCACCCUGAGAUUAUGGACGCUGCUGUCAUCGGCAUCCCAGCGCCAGACAACUCUGGCAACGAGCUUCCGCGCGCAUACGUCGUACGCGCGCCAAAAUCCACUUCGGAGCCAGAUGUGUUCGUGAAAUACAUCGCGUCGCGCGUCGCGAAGCACAAGCAGCUUCUCGGUGGGGUCGUCUUCAUUGACGCUAUCCCGAAGAGCGCAGCAGGCAAGAUCUUGCGCCGCGAGCUCAGGGAGCGCGCGAAGGCCGAGCGGCCCGUAAAGGCGAAGCUUCUGCUGAUCGUACGGCGUGGUGUUUCUUACACGUUGAUCUAA